GGAAAAACUCAUUCUCCGGUCAAUAUUCCUCGUUUCCCGUGUGUGCGGUUGACGGGUAAACCCAAACUCCUUUUGGCGGCUUCUUAUUCUUCUUCAAUUCCAUUUCCAUGUCAUCUUUUGACAUAGUAAACACACGACUCUCUCGAAGUGUCGCAUGCUAACUCAUACUUCUUUCUACUGUUAUCAACAUAAAAUCAACAGUCUUUGUGUAAAGAUCCCGUCGUCAUCGUUUCUAGAUAGUUAUUGAACAACCACCCAACAGUAAUUCAUACGUUUUAUAUUUAUUAUAAUUAUCUGCGCACCAAGUGUUUGAAUAAAUGCUUGACCGAAUCAAGAAUAUGGGUUUCGUGGCUAUACUUUAUGCUUUUUCUCCUCUCUUACGGGUGUUCGUUUUCUCCCCUGUUCUCCACCUGUCUGAUAUAACUAUUCUUCCGUUUCCUUUUUUAUUAUCCUCGUCUAUCUUGGUGUCAUGAUUCUGCUUGUUUGACACGAGACAGAAUUGUUUAAGGAAGUUUGUUGUGCUUCUUGUUAAAAUUUCAAGAUAUAUUGAAAAUUCGAAAGUUUGGUUCAUUAAAUUUCGUCAUAGCAGUUAAAAAUGGGAAAGAUGUUGUGGACAGAUGGAGAUCAGUUUGAUAAUAAUCAUCCAGGAUGCAUAUCUGGCAUAUUUCAUGCUCUUCAUCACCAAUACUGGCACUCUAAUGUCAAGAAGAUAAUUCCACAUAAUACAAACCACAAAGGAAACAGAAGAUACACAAGGGUAUCAGACAACGAAGAUCCUUUUGAAUUUGUAAAAACAAGUCAUAUACUGGUGGAUAAGAGUAAUAAAAAAACAAGCUCAACCCAAAAAAAGUCACUAAAAGCUCGUAUAAAAGCAUUAAUUUCUGAAGAACAAAAUCAAGAAGUUGUAUCAAGCCCAAGGUUACAAAGGACUUAUUCAGUUCAUCAUUCAGAAAGCAAUGAAUGGGUUCACCCCAUCAUUUUCUUUCCUGAAAAUCAAGAAUUUGUAUCAAGUCCUAGUAAUGUUACAAAUCCUGAGAAUAAGGAUUCUCAGGAUAUUUUAGAAAUGUUUGAAGUUGACAAAGAGUUAUUUACAAAUAUCUUACAAGAAACCUCCCAACUUUCUGAUAUAAAACCAAAAUUAAUCAAAUCAGGUUCGUUUCCUUCUGGUAGAAAUUUCAAGCCAACAACCCUCAAAGAUAAGCUGAAUGAGUUCUACAAGAAAUCAAAAUCCAAGAAAUCAGAUUCAUCAAAUUACAAUGAUUUCAACAAUCAUGGUGUUCAUAUCAAAAGAGCAUCUUCCCUUAAUGAAUCUAGAGAUAGAUAUGCUUGGUUGUUUGAUUUUAAUGUCACUAAUGAAGGUGUUCUUCGACCUUCUAGAAGCUUGAAGCUAACAAACAAAAGUGACAACUUUUCAAAUGCUCAAGAACCAAGUUUUGUUUCAAGGAAUCCGGUUUCUUUUCCUUUAGGGUUAAAUUCUACGCAAGAUUGUGAGUGUUUGAAUGAAGAUGUAAUGGAUAAAAGUGACAAUCUUUCAGAAGAAGAAAUUGAGUCAGAUUUUCACAUCUCAGAAGAAAAUCUUGAGAAGGAAACUGAAAAGUCAUCAAAGAGAAAACAAUACAAAGAUGAUGAUGAUUAUAGUUAUGUGAAGCAGAUUCUAGAGAGAUCAGGUUUCAUCAACAACGGUUUUGAACAAACAUGGUGUUCAUCAAAUCAACCAUUAAACCCAUUUUUAUUUCAAGAAAUAGAGUCUGAAUAUGUCCAUGAUCCAGACCAAUUUGAAGAGGAACUGAAUGAAUUAUCUCAUCGAUUACUCAUCUUUGAAUUGGUUGAUGAUGUUUUGAUUACAAUGUAUGAAAGAUCAUUGACAUACUAUCCGAAAUCGUUGUCUUCUUUAUGUCACAUUCAUCCUGCUCCAUCUGGAUCGGUUCUUGUUGAUGAGGUCUGGAAGCGUGUGAGUCGACUCGUUGAGUUGAAACCGGAUAUGAGUGAGUCGUUGGAUUAUAUUGUGUCUAGGGAUUUGGGAAGCGAUGAUGGUUGGAUGAAUUUGCAGUUGGAUUCUGAGUGUGUUGCACUUGAUUUGGAAGAUUUGAUUCUUGAUGAAAUUUUAGAAGAAUUGUUGUGUGAAUGUAGUUAGGGUUUUUAAAAUCGCAUUCAAUCUGAUAAUUUUCA
This is a messenger RNA of Lactuca virosa, 2169 nucleotides long. The record is from the annotation of a GenBank genome assembly. Lineage: Eukaryota; Viridiplantae; Streptophyta; Magnoliopsida; Asterales; Asteraceae.